GGCUGUUUCGGUUCCCGGUUUCCCUCCCUUAUAUGUCUUCCCUUUCUCUUCUUUCUAUCUUAUAAAUCCACCUCACGCAACCCCCACGGCUCCUAGUCCUGGGUCCUUCUCCUCAAACAACAAACCUAUAAUAACACCUCAGGCUUCCAUUUUAUGCUCACUGCUCCAACGAUUUUUAACUUCUAUGGCUGUCACCGGCAAGGAUGUGGAUCGGAUCAAGGGCCCAUGGAGCCCCGAGGAAGACGAAGCGUUACAGAAGCUCGUCCAGAAGCACGGCCCCAGAAACUGGUCAUUGAUUAGCAAAUCUAUUCCCGGCCGAUCCGGCAAGUCUUGUCGUCUCCGGUGGUGCAACCAGCUUUCUCCUCAGGUCGAGCACCGCGCGUUUAGUCCUGAAGAGGAUGAGACUAUCAUCCGUGCUCAUACUCGCUUCGGCAACAAGUGGGCCACUAUCGCUCGGCUUCUCAACGGUCGGACUGAUAACGCUAUUAAGAACCACUGGAACUCUACUCUGAAGCGGAAGUGCUUGUCUUCGGCUGUGGACGACGGGAGUUUUGGUAGCCGCGACGGUUAUGAUGGUAAUUUGGGCGGUAACUGUCAGCCGUUGAAGAGAUCUGUGAGUGCGGGUUCUGGUAUGCCUGUGUCCACGGGGCUUUAUAUGAAUCCAGGUAGCCCAUCCCAAUCUGACGUCAGCGAUUCUAGUGUUCCUGUUUUGUCUUCCUCGCAUGUGUAUAGACCCGUGGCUAGAGCAGGACCUGUUUUUCCUCCGACGGAAACGACAUCGUCUUGCAAUACCAAUGACCCUCCCACGUCACUCAGCCUGUCCUUGCCUGGUGCUGACUCAUCUGAGGUCUCCAAUCGAGUAGCCGAGUCAACUCCACCAACAAAUACAAUCUCUUUGAUGCCGGCGACAACUCAAGUUCCGCCUCCGGCAACGGCAACGGCAACGGCACAGGCGCAGGUGGCGGCAGCUGCGGUAGCAGCGGGUAUGCAGCAGCAGGCAGCGGUAAAUGGAGUAGGGGGAGGAUUUGUUGGGUUCACUGCAGAUUUUAUGGCGGUGAUGCAUGAGAUGAUAAGAAGGGAGGUGAGGAAUUACAUGAUGGAGCAGAGUAGUAGGGGCGGCGGCGGAGGCGGCAAUGGAGGCGGUGUUGGUAUGUGUUUUCAAGCAGCUGGUGGGGAAGGAUUUAGGAAUGUGGCCAUGAAUCGAAUUGGGGUUAGUAAGAUUGAGUAGAAAGUAGGCAGUGGAAUGAGCCUGGAUAAAUUGAACAGAGUAGGGAGAGAAAAGAACUGGGCAUUCGUUUUUUUCUCUUUUGUUUAGGGAAUAAUUUUGGUCAUUGUACAGAGGAGAAGGGAGAGAGAGAUGGGUAAAAGUGAAAAGAAAACCAAAAAUCUUAAGCAGGAAAUGAAGAAUGUUUUGAUAAAGGCAAAAAAUAAUUUAAGAAAAGGGGUGAAAUUGAAAAGAUUAGAAAUUUACCCAUUUCCUUGUGGCCCUGGAUCUUAUCAGGGAACUUGAAAAACUUGCAACAAGUAAAGAAUCUGAAGCAAAAAAUGAAAGCAGGAAAUUAAAUUUUAA
Molecule: messenger RNA, 1570 nt
Organism: Manihot esculenta (cassava)
Lineage: Eukaryota; Viridiplantae; Streptophyta; Magnoliopsida; Malpighiales; Euphorbiaceae
Product: transcription factor MYB44
Exons: 1
Coding region: 185-1228 (347 amino acids)
Biological process (GO): regulation of DNA-templated transcription
Cellular component (GO): nucleus
Molecular function (GO): RNA polymerase II cis-regulatory region sequence-specific DNA binding; DNA-binding transcription factor activity, RNA polymerase II-specific
Source: RefSeq, a predicted model, not a curated record